AAGAAGAAAAAUAGAGCAAAAUCAGAAACAAAAGGGCAAAAAAGAAAAAAAAAAUUAUAUAUAUAAUUUUAAUUAUUAUUAUGUAUAUGUGUGAGCAUAUCUGCAUGACACCAAAUCAAAAAAAAGAAGCACAGUAACCUCACUUGUUCAAAAUCUGGCGUUUAAAACAAAGGAAACUGUAGUAGAGAAAGAGGAAUCUAAAUGCCUCAUGGGUUCUGUUUGUAAAUUGAAGAACUAAUAGAAGAAGAAGAAGAAGAAGAAGAAAAAGAAAGACAAGUGUGUUUAUUUACAAAAAAGAUGGCCGCUUCUUCUUCAUCCGUGCCUUUCUUUGGAGUUAGAGAUGAAGAUCAUCAAAACCAGAUGAAACAACAGCAUUCCUCAACACCAACUUCAUCUUCAGCUCUGGCGCCGCCGCCCCAGAAGAAAAAGCGAAACCAACCUGGAACACCAAAUCCAGACGCAGAGGUGAUAGCACUAUCUCCCAAGACACUAAUGGCAACAAACAGGUUCAUAUGUGAGGUAUGCAACAAAGGGUUCCAGAGGGAGCAAAACCUACAGCUCCACAGAAGAGGACACAACCUACCUUGGAAGCUAAAGCAGAAAACUACAAAAGAAGUGAAGAGGAAAGUGUAUUUAUGCCCUGAACCCACAUGCGUCCACCAUGACCCUUCUAGGGCUCUUGGUGACCUUACUGGUAUCAAGAAACACUAUUCAAGAAAACAUGGUGAGAAAAAAUGGAAGUGUGAGAAAUGUUCAAAGAGAUAUGCUGUGCAAUCUGAUUGGAAAGCCCAUUCUAAGACUUGUGGCACCAGAGAAUAUAGAUGUGACUGUGGCACUCUUUUUUCAAGGCGCGACAGUUUUAUCACUCAUAGGGCUUUUUGUGAUGCACUGGCUCAAGAAAGUGCAAGAAAUCCUCCUUCAAAUUUGAACAGUAUAGGAAGCCAUUUAUAUGGCGGUAGCAACAUGAGCUUAGGCUUAUCUCAAGUGGGUACUCAAAUUUCAAUGCAAGAUCAAUCGAGUGACAUUCUAAGACUUGGUGGAGGUGCUCGAACCGGACAAUUUGAUCAUCUUCUUCCUCCAAUAGGAUCAUCUUCGUUUCGACCUCCUCAGCAUAUGUCAUCAUCAGCUUACUUCAUGCCAGAAUCUAACCAGAGUUAUCAUGAUGAACAACAACAACAACAUCACCACCAAUCUCAACAAGGAUUAUUGCAAAAUAAGCCAUUCCAUCACGGACUAAUGCAAUUCGCCGAUCUGCAUAAUACUACAACCACCAAUCCUCCUCCUCCUGGUCCGCCCUCCGCUUCCAAUAUGUUUAACCUAAGCUUUCUCUCCAGUAACAGCACUACAAGCAACAUUACUAGUAGCAACACUGUCAAUAACUCAAACAAUCUACAAUCUCCAGGAUUGCUAAUAAAUGGUGGUAGUGGAAAUGGCAAUGAAGGGUCAACUAUAUUCUCAAACAACAUAAUGAGCGACCAUCAUCAUCAAAUUAGCUCAGGCGUCUCUUCUCUCUUUAGCUCUUCCGUUCAAAACGACAAUAUAGUCCCUCACAUGUCAGCUACAGCAUUGCUUCAAAAAGCAGCUCAAAUAGGUUCGACUUCAAGUUCUAACAGUGCUUCAUUGCUAAGAACAUUUGGUAGUAGCUCUUCUUCAAGAUCGGAUAGGCAACCGCUGGUUGGAGCUAAUUUCGGUGGGAUUUUCAGUGAAAAUGAAAACAAUCUUCAUGACCUAAUGAACUCAUUCACAGCAGGUAAUCCUUCCAUUUUCGGUUCUGGGCAUGGACAAGAAAACCCUUAUAACAACAUAGAGGAAGCCAAAUUGCAGCAUGGUUUAAACGUGAGCAUUGGUGGAUCUGACAGAUUAACCAGGGACUUUCUUGGCGUUGGACAAAUAGUAAGAAGCAUGAGUGGAGGGUUUUCUCAAAGAGAAAAACAGCCACCACAACAACAAUCAAUAGAUAUGAGUUCUUCUUUGGAUUCAGACAGAAACAUUACUGCGCCGGCGCCGACAAGUCAAUCUUUUGGAGGAAAUGGGAAUUUUCAGUGACGAGAAAGAACAGAAAGAAAAGGGGCAAUAAAAGAAAAAAGAUGAUGAAUAGAUAAUGAGAGAGAAGAAAGAAAAAGUACUACUGGGUUUGUGAAAGGCAUUGAAAAUAGCUAAGAGACACAUGAAGCAUUGACUCAGAAAUCCGAAAUGUGCCGUGUUAAAUAUGAGAGAGCUGAAUUUUGUUGAAGCUGUAUCUUAUCUUCUUGCUUCUUCCCUUCAAGUGUACCUAGGAGUUUGAUCAAUCAUAUUUUGGAUAGUGACUUUAGCUGCAACAUUUUUCUUGUCUGCUGCUUUUGAAUUAAUGUUACUUUCCUUUUUUUCUUUUACUUGUUAAUUAGUUACAGUAAUAUAGAAAAUUUUCAGGAGCUUU
This is a messenger RNA of Jatropha curcas, 2416 nucleotides long. It is a transcript of the gene IDD5, whose product is annotated as indeterminate(ID)-domain 5. Gene Ontology annotation, molecular function: DNA-binding transcription factor activity. The record is from RefSeq and is a predicted model, not a curated record. Gene Ontology annotation, cellular component: nucleus. NCBI's taxonomy places the organism in Eukaryota, Viridiplantae, Streptophyta, Magnoliopsida, Malpighiales, Euphorbiaceae.